This is a messenger RNA of Coccidioides posadasii C735 delta SOWgp, 1140 nucleotides long. RefSeq lists its product as uncharacterized. Gene Ontology annotation, molecular function: ribokinase activity. Lineage: Eukaryota; Fungi; Ascomycota; Eurotiomycetes; Onygenales; Onygenaceae. Gene Ontology annotation, biological process: D-ribose metabolic process. The record is from RefSeq and is a predicted model, not a curated record.
AUGCCAGCCCGGAUUCGAGUCAUCGGCUCCUUGAAUGCCGACAUGGUCACAGUGACCCCGCGCUUCCCCGGGCCAGGAGAAACUCUCACAGCGAGAUCCUUCAACACCAGCGCAGGUGGCAAGGGCGCAAACCAGGCCGUGGCCUGUGGCCGCCUUUCCCGCUCACAGCCUAGAUCGUCGACCAGUGAUACCCAGGAUGAGGAGAUUUAUGUUGAAAUGAUCGGUGCCGUGGGCCGCCAGGAUUCGUAUUUCUCUACUCUCUUGAAACCAACUCUAGAACAGUCUGGUGUGGAUAUUGCGCGGAUUAGGGAAGUGGAUGGUGUGCAUACAGGCAUCGCCGUGAUUGUUGUUGACAGUUCGGCUGGUGGCGAGAAUAGGAUUUUGCUCUCUCCAGGUGCCAAUUACGCGGGGAUGCAGCCUACAGCAGAGCUUUUGGACUCAGUACUGUCGCCUCCUCGACCAGAUGUGGUGGUGGUGCAGGCAGAGAUCCCACUGACGACGGUGGUUGAAGUUCUGAGGCGGGCCGGGCGUCAAAAGGAGCAACUACGCAAAGAAGGUGUCAAGGGCGUGGAUGGAGAGGUCGAGGUUGUGUUUAACCCCGCUCCGGCUCCAGAGGGCGGCCUACCUACAGACGUAUAUGCGGCAAUUGACCAUUUGAUCAUGAACGAAACGGAAUGUGAUAUUAUGGCGCCGAAGGAGCUGAGGGAUAUCUCUGAGCCAGAAGAACGCAGGGGCCAGAUCGCAAAACAUUUCCAUAGCUUAGGUGUACGGUAUGUCAUAGUUACACUGGGCUCGGAGGGAGUAUGGUAUAGUGCAGCUGAUGUGGGCAGCAAGGCCCAAGACGACGUCAAAACGUGGAUUCGCUGCAUUAAUCAUAUUCCUGCCGCAAAAGUGGAAAAGGUUGUGGACACCACGGGUGCGGGAGACACCUUCGUGGGCGGCUAUUCGGUGCAAGUGGCUCGAUGGAGAGAGCAGAGACGGUUGCUUGGGAAGGCCAACGAAUGCCUUACAGAUGAUGAGCGGAGAGAACGGUAUCACAAAGGAAUUGAAGAGGCAAUUCGAACGGCGGUCCGGGCUUCGGCCCAGUGUGUUCAGCGGCAAGGAGCCAUGGAUAGCAUUCCAUGGAAGGGAGAGAUCUGA